GGGGGGUCCGCAUAGCUGGAAUAAGGAGAUUUCAGUCUGAUACAACUGGUGCGUGUCAAGUUUGUUGAUGUGCAUCAGUCGUGGGGUCCACGUAAUGGUUACUGUGCUCCAUACAGAGUUCUCUUGUAAUAGCAUAGGGGUUUUGAUUAUCAUGGCUGCUAACUAAAUCUGCUACGGGUAUGCUCGAGCCUCUACCAUCUGUCUUCUGGCCCGACAGUCCGGAAACAUCCAACACACGCGAAAGCGCCGUUCGAUCCACUUUUCUUUUUCUUUCUUUUUUAAUAUAUUAUUAUUUUUUUUUUUUUUUUUUUUUUUUUUUUUUUUUUAAUUUUUUUUUUUUUUUCGUCUGCGGUGCCGUUCACUGUCAGUGUCAGUGUGUCAGCAGCAUAGUAAACAAAGUAAGCAGUCAGAAACGUGCAAUUGCAGUUAUACAACCCAAGUUAUCAUAAUAGGAUAUACCCUGUCUAUACAAGCAUGUCUG
Molecule: messenger RNA, 481 nt
Organism: Aspergillus ruber CBS 135680
Lineage: Eukaryota; Fungi; Ascomycota; Eurotiomycetes; Eurotiales; Aspergillaceae
Exons: 1
Coding region: 180-449 (89 amino acids)
Source: RefSeq, a predicted model, not a curated record